CGGGGCGGCGCUGCGCCCCUUCCCGCCGCUCGGCCGCGGGGCCCGGGGCUGGCCCGCCGCAGGCGCUGCGUGGGCUCCCAGUGCGCUGCCCCCGCCGCCGGGCGCAGGAUGCAGUGUCUCGGCGCCGAGCACCUGGUUUCCUCUGAGAGGAGCCCCAGGCCAAGAGCAUGGCGACCUCAGAUUUACAGGAAAUGCACAGAUACGGCCUGGUUGUUCCUGUUCUUUCUCUUUUGGACUGGUUUGGUGUUCAUCAUGGGCUACUCGGUGGCGGCUGGAGCCACAGGCCGACUCCUCUUCGGCUACGACAGCUUUGGCAACGUGUGUGGCAGGAAGAACUCCCCCGUGGAAGGGGCCCCUCUUUCAGGGCAGGACAUGACCCUAAAAAAACAUGUGUUUUUUAUGAAUUCCUGCAACCUGGAGGUCAGAGACAUGAGGCUCGGAUCCAUUGUCCUCUGCGUGUCCAGCUGUCCUGAAGAGCAGCUCAACACCCUGGAAGAGGUCCAGCUCUUUGCGAACACCAGUGGGUCCUUCCUGUGUGUUUAUAGCUUGAAUUCCUUCAACUACACCCAGAAUCCAAAUGCAGACUCCCUGUGCCCCAAGCUACCAGUUCCUCCAAGCAAGUCUUUUCCCUUGUUUAACCGAUGCGUCCCUCAAACGCCUGAGUGCUAUUCCCUGUUUGCAUCUGUUUUGAUCAAUGAUGCUGACACCCUCCACCGAAUCCUAAGUGGAAUAAUGUCAGGAAGAGACACCAUCCUCGGCCUCUGUAUCCUCGCAUUCGCCUUGUCUUUGGCCCUCGUGUUCACCUUCCGACUCGUCAGCACCCUCCUGGUUCACAUUUUCUUCGCCCUGGUUGUUUCGGGAUUGCUGUUUGUCUGCGGCGUCUUGUGGUGGCUGUAUCACGACUACACCAAUGACCUCAGCGUAGAAUUGGACAACGAAAGGGAAAACAUGCAGUGUGUGCUGGGGUUUGCUCUCGUGUCUACAGCUAUCACGGUAGUUCUGCUCGUCUUGAUUUUUAUCCUCAGAAAGAGAAUCAAAUUGACAGUUGAACUUCUCCAAGUCACAAAUAAAGCCAUCAGCACCUCCCCUUUGCUGCUGUUCCAGCCGCUGUGGACACUGGCCAUCCUCGUUGUCUUCUGGGUCCUCUGGGUGGCGGUGCUCCUGAGCCUGGGGACGGCAGGAGCUGCACAAGUUGUCGAAGGCGGCCAAGUGGAAUAUAAGCCUCUUUCGGGCAUUCGGUAUAUGUGGUGGUACCAUUUAAUUGGCCUCAUCUGGACUAGCGAAUUCAUUCUGGUGUGCCAGCAGAUGACCAUAGCUGGGGCAGUGGUUACGUGUUAUUUCAACAGAAAUAAAAAUGACCCUCCUGAUCACCCGAUCCUGUCAUCGCUCUCCACUCUUUUCUGCUACCAUCAGGGAACAGUGGUCAAGGGGUCCCUGCUGAUCCCUGUGGUGAGCAUUCCGAGAGCCGUUCUGACGUCCCUCUCUCACGCUCUGCCGGAGAAGCAGCGUGGUCAAGCUGGUGCCUGGUCGAGCUUCGUGCUCCGGUGCUGCUCCUGCUGUCUCCAGCGUCUUGACGGAUGCCUGCGCCAUCUCAACCAGAAUGCGUACACUGCAACUGCCAUUAAUGGGACAGAUUUUUGUACAUCAGCACAAGAUGCUCUCAAACUCUUCUCCAAGAAUUCAAGUCACUUUACAUCUGUUAACUGCUUUGGAGACUUCAUCAUUUUCCUUGGAAAGGUCUUGGUGGUGUGUUUCACUGUUUUCGGAGGCCUGAUGGCAUUUAACUACAACCGUGUGCUCCAGGUGUGGGCAAUCCCACUGCUUUUGGUUGCUUUUUUUGCCUACUUAGUAGCCCAUAGUUUUUUAUCUGUGUUUGAAACUGUGCUGGAUGCACUUUUCCUGUGUUUUGCUGCGGACCUGGAAACAAACGAUGGAUCAGCGGAAAAGCCCUACUUUAUGGACCAAGAGUUUUUGAGUUUUGUAAAAAGGAUCAAUACCUUGAACACCGCAAGGGCACAGAGAGGCCCCAACUCAGUAACGAACGAAGAGGGAACAGAACUCCGGCCGCUGUGAGAUAAGCGCCCCUUAGGUAUUUGUACCUGGAGGAAGUUUCCUUCUCCUAAAAGCCAGGCACAGAAUGAAUGAGAAGGCCUGAUAUGGACCCUGUUCGCUGGGUUUGCCCCCGUUGUUUGAUCAGGUUACAAUAUUAGAACCAUCAGCGGAUACCACCUUUUUUUUUUUCCGUACCAACUGGUGCAAAAACUUUUAAAUCAUGUUUAUAAGGUCAUUUAAAAAGCCUGCUCUGUAAAACCUCAGGUAAGGGCACCAAUGAAAAGGACAUUCCUCAGGACUGAUAAGUAAACCUUAGCAGACAUCUCUGGAAUGUGGCCCUCAGCACAGAGGACGUGCCCUCCUGGAAACAUGCUAAAUAGAUGAGAGCUUUUCCUUAGAUUUGGUGACAAUUAAGGCUGAAACUACUACCUGAAGGGUGAGGUAUUAAAACAGAGGCAGCAAUUUAAACAGAUGCGAACAGUUAAAUUGUGUUCACAGCAUAAGGCUGCCUCUUGGGAAUGAGCGAACAUUCUGCCCAAGUGGUUUCCAGCCACAGCCUCCGGAGGAAGCUUCUGCCUGGUCCCCAUCCCCAGAUUGGGAGUCAGUGAUGGGUCGGAGGAGUUUGUGGCGGCUCUUCCUCCUUUUAAAGCUUUAAACAAAUAGAACAGCUAUCAUGCUAUUGGCAGCCUCAGAUCAACUAAAUGAGCAGGUGAACAGAAUUACCCGCUGUCUUAACAGGACACUCAGUCUGGCUUAUUUGGCCGCGGGCAGCGCACCAUGAGGUUCCCCUCAACACUUCUUCUUCUUCUUCGAGGAGGAGGGCAUGUCAGCUCAGGUCUCCUUUAACAAACGCAGAUUACAACUUUUUUCUUAAAUGGCAUCACUGAAUUAGUCGAGCCCCCCAGUCUCCUUUAGGAGAGGGACUGACCAGCAGUUUCUCCGAAGCCUUAAGCUUAGGCACCGAGGCUUGAUGAGCGAGUCGAGUGCACUUUGAUGGGUGCAUCCAAGCCCCCUGUGUCCACUAUCGGCCCCAGCAAAAAACGACCGGCCACACUGCACCCCCAAGGCCUAAGAGGGCCAAGUCCUAUCAGGGGCAAUCACUUGGCUGAAAAAAAUGUCAGAAAGUGGAUCUUUUAGUGAUUAGACUCUUUCAUCAUUAGAGCACCCAGCUGUUUGACCUUCUCUGUCCUAACUGAAGGUUGGGCUCUGCUCACUCGUCAAGCUGCAAAUCCUAGCUGAUCAUCAAGCUGCAUGUCCUAGUCCUGAUCCAGUAGGUUACUCUUUAUUCACCCUAGAACAUGAAUAUGAAAUCCCCCCACUCGUUUCCCGAAGAUGAUUUUAAGAGUAUUCCAGACUGGAUUUAGGAUGAAUUGGGGGCCGCUGAGUCACAAUGGAAUAAGCAAGGGUCAAAUGAAUAGUUUGAAUCCUGGUUGGCAUUUACUGGGUGCAAAGGCCAGGUCCCUUCAUUCUUCUGAGCCUCCGCCUCAAGCACUAGGUCUCAGCGCAUGCUGUGUAGACUCGGUAAAGAACUGUUAAAGUACCUUACCACAGUACCUGGGAAAGAGUACUUUAACCAAAAAAAAAAAAAAAAAAAUCUGACUCUACCCAGCUGGAAGUAAGCCAGAAAAUAAUCAGCCUGUGGCUCAUGUGAAUGUUCAAAAAAAAUAUUUAUUUAUAAAAAAUACAAUGGGAUAAGUUUAUGCUGAGAAAUGCAGCAAUAAAUACAGUGGAAGAAAACAGAGCAACUCUACAGCGAUACAUUGGCACAAACAGGAAGAGCACACGCACCCCUAGACCUCGACGUCUGCGGGCUGGUUUUGUACACGCUCCUUCGAAACACCCCUCGGAAAGGGUCUUGUCGGCUUAGGUAAGAGAAUGAGUACACGUGUAAUCACAAAUGCACGCUGAUCAGGACUUUAUUUAAAAAUUAGCAAACAAUACUGUAGAAACAUUGAUACAUAAAUUUCUAAAAAUGCUGCAUCUUAAAUUUAGCUGGCAAAGACCACAUUUAACUCUAAGCAUGAGUUUAGUCUUCCAUGUAGAAACCAGAUACGAAACUGUAAGAAAAAAAAAACGAACAAACCAGGACGCUUCCUAUUGUUUGAAAAUACCAGUUUUAAGUAGAGGACUGUAAAAAUGCAUAGAUUUUUUGUAAUAAAAGAAUUGACUGUACAAGA
Messenger RNA from Phacochoerus africanus (Common warthog), 4229 nucleotides. It is a transcript of the gene SLC44A3, whose product is annotated as solute carrier family 44 member 3. The coding region runs from base 109 to 2073 and encodes 654 amino acids. Gene Ontology annotation, molecular function: transmembrane transporter activity. Gene Ontology annotation, biological process: transmembrane transport. The record is from RefSeq and is a predicted model, not a curated record. Gene Ontology annotation, cellular component: membrane. NCBI's taxonomy places the organism in Eukaryota, Metazoa, Chordata, Mammalia, Artiodactyla, Suidae. The transcript is spliced from 15 exons.